Messenger RNA from Caenorhabditis briggsae, 2418 nucleotides. The record is from RefSeq and is a predicted model, not a curated record. Gene Ontology annotation, molecular function: zinc ion binding; single-stranded RNA binding; double-stranded RNA binding. Bases 1 to 2418 code for a protein of 805 amino acids. Gene Ontology annotation, cellular component: precatalytic spliceosome. The transcript is spliced from 12 exons. NCBI's taxonomy places the organism in Eukaryota, Metazoa, Nematoda, Chromadorea, Rhabditida, Rhabditidae.
AUGUAUGGAGGAUAUCAGGGUGCUUAUGGCGCCGCCUACGGAAAUCAGCAAUACUCGGCCGCCGCGGCGAAUACGUAUCAACAGCAGCAACAACAACCAUAUUAUCAAGGCGUCAACCCAUAUGCCAAUUAUGGAUUCGCAGCAGCUGCAGCACUUCCACCACCACCUCCACCACCACCGGUCCCUUCCACAGACUACACCGCCGCCAACUUCUCCUCAUUCCCAUCACAGGGCAGUGUCACAGCGCCAAGUGCAUAUUUCAAGAAGGCAGGAGCCGCGCAGAACGACUAUUCCGCCGGCUUCAAUGGCUACGACGCGGCUGUCUACAACUACGCUCAACAGACGACCGCGUCGUCAACGAAAUCCACGUGGCAGCAGCAUCAACAGCGAGGGGGCGGAGCCAUGGGAGGGGGCGGAGUCAGAUACGGGAAGCCGUCGAGUGGAGACAACAAGGAGUAUUAUUGUGAUACUUGCAAAAUCUCGUGCGCCGGCGGCAUCACCUACAAAGAGCAUCUCGAUGGCAAGAAUCACAAAAAGCGCGAGGAAUCGCUGAAAAAAGGUACCCCCGUGUCGAGUCUGGCCAAAAACAAGCUAACGUAUCGUUGUGAGCUGUGCAAUGUGACAUGUACGGGACAAGACACCUAUAUGGCACAUGUGAAGGGUGGAAAGCAUCAGAAGACGGCGAGUUUGCAUCGGAAGCUGGGCAAAUAUGUGCCUGAAGACGUGCCGACGAUUAUUGCUCCGGGAGCCGAUGGACCGAUUGAGACGAAGGCCAAACCCAAGUGGCAUCAGCAUUCGUUGCCGGGAGGCAAGAAAGUGGUUGGCAUCAACACAGUGCAAUUCGUCGGUGGUCACAAGCUCAACUCCACCGGCCAACUCGAAGAGAAGAAGCGAGAAGUCGCGCUGGCAGUGAGCUCCGUCGGAAAAUCCACGCCACCUGCAGAGAUCGAAGUAGAGGACGAGAGAGUGCGCGAAAUGAUGAGAGCCGAGGAGGUGCAAGCAGUGGGGCUGGAUUAUGUUCUAGAGGAACGGGAUGCCACUGGAAAGCUAACCCAGUUCAAUUGCACACUUUGCGAUUGUAAAUUCUCGGAUCCCAACGCCAAGGAUGUUCAUGUCAAGGGUCGAAGACAUCGGAUGGCUUAUAAGACAAAGGUGGACUCGAGCCUAGUGGUGGAUCCGAAGCCGGCGAGUCAGAAGAAGAGCAAGAAGCAGCAGUCAGAGCAGCCGACAGUGUUCCCGGAACGCCUUCAUUUGUUCUCGGCGCCAGUUGGCACUAGCCAGGAGGCGAUUAUAAUCGACGAACGCACCGUCACAGAGAAGCUAAAAUCGCUGGAAAUGGGCGAGGAGUUCUAUAAAUCAACGGAACGAAUGAUUGGAGAGCUUCUUGGCAUGUUUCGAGCCGUUUCCGAACGUGCUGGAUACAUGGAGACGGAUGGCCUAACGGACCCAAAGCUGAUUGUCAUGGGAAACAUGUUUGUUGGGAAUCUGGCGAGAAAGACGUUUUUGAGCUAUGAAGAGCUGGUGGCGGAGUUUGUGAUGCAGACGACGCCGGUGCCGACGGAAGACGUUGUGAAGAAGGUGUUGGAGGCGGUCAGAGGGGUCACCGAGCCCGCCGGAUUCUCAUUCGACGUCGAUCCGACGUCUCCAAUUCGUCUUCUCGGCAGUGUCAACUAUAAUCCAGCUAUCAAAAUUCGUGUAUCCCUCGCCACUUCACUAUUCUCCAACAAAGAGGAAUUGGCCAAAUCGGAUUUCGCGCACAAAAUGGCGUGUGUCGAUUUGAACACACAAGUUAGAAGACAGCGAUGGUGGGAGCAAACGUGCCGCCCGCUCCUCGGCUUCCUCGCCGUCGUUCGUCUCCUUCGCGACGCUCGUUCUCGACACCCCGUGUGGAGUUUGCUCAAUGAUCAUCAACUCGACCUUAUCGUUCACAACCUCAUUGGCUCGACGAGCAUCGCGUUGACACAGUCGGAAGCGUUGAAAUUGGUUCUAGAGGCGUUUUCUGGCGGAUAUUUGUUUAAUGCAAUCCUCGUGGACCCGUGUGAGAUUUCAAAAGUCAACGUUCUGGAUGUGCUCACCGAUCAGCAGAAGCACGAUUUGACGUCUUCGGCUCAACAUUUCAAUCGUCUCAUUGCUUUCAAUCAAAUCCAUGAGUUCCUCGGAAUCGAUCGACUUUCUGAAGACAUCGCCGUCGCCGUCGCCGCUACAGAAGCCUCUCUAAAACGUCCACUGGAUUCUGAAGACCUCAUCGGAGAAGUGUACUCAGAAGACGUGGUGGAAGCCAAUGGAGAUCAUCCGGAUUCGAAAAAAGCACGUCUAGAGACUGAAGCGCCGAUUCUGGAGACGGUGGAAUCGACGGCUGUGCAAUCGGGAGAAGGGGCGGAGCCUAUGGAAGGGGCGGAGCCUAAUAAUGCCGACUAA